Tremella mesenterica DSM 1558 is the source of this 4133-nucleotide messenger RNA. RefSeq lists its product as uncharacterized. NCBI's taxonomy places the organism in Eukaryota, Fungi, Basidiomycota, Tremellomycetes, Tremellales, Tremellaceae. The transcript is spliced from 9 exons. Bases 151 to 4056 code for a protein of 1301 amino acids. Gene Ontology annotation, molecular function: 5-oxoprolinase (ATP-hydrolyzing) activity. Gene Ontology annotation, cellular component: cytosol. Gene Ontology annotation, biological process: glutathione metabolic process. The record is from RefSeq and is a predicted model, not a curated record.
CGAGCUCGAAAGGAUCUAGUGGCAAAGACGUGGUCUUUGUUUUUUUAUGUGCAGUGGUCAAGUCUUCAUCUUGCGACAAGGAUAGUAGUUCUUCCCCACCGUUGACCCUUUAUUCCCUCACCAAGUCUCAACGCUUGAGGUAGCUUCAACAUGUCUGACCUAGUCCGAAUUGCUAUAGGUCGUGGCGGGACUUUCACCGAUGUUCAUUGCUCUCGGAAAGGUCAUGAAGACAUUGUAAUCAAACUUCUAUCCGUUGACCCGGCAAACUACGCCGAUGCUCCUACAGAGGGUAUACGAAGAUGUCUCGAGAUGACUUCUGGAAAGAAACUUCCGAAAGGCGAAAAGAUUUCCCUCGAAGGUGUAGAAUCUAUACGUAUGGGAACCACCGUGGCUACCAACGCUUUGCUCGAACGUCAAGGUGAACGAUGUGCUUUGCUCACUACCAAAGGUUUCCGAGAUCUUCUGAAAAUUGGCAAACAAGCUCGCCCAGACAUCUUCGACUUGACAGUCACCAAGCUUACUUACCUCUUCGACACAACGGUGGAGAUUGACGAAAGGGUCACCAUCGAGACUUUCCUCAUGGACCCGGAUCCUCAACCUAUCGAUGUGGAAGCCGACCCACAAUUGGUCAAAGGAACCACAGGCGAGAUCCUACGUGUGUAUAAGAAACCCAGUAUGGUCGAAGUCGGUGCUCAACUCGAUGAGCUAUGGUACCAGGGUUAUCGUAGUGUAGCCAUUGCGUUACUUCACUCUUGGACUUUCCCCGAUCAUGAGGCUGAGAUUGCCGCUUUGGCGAGGAGGAAGGGUUUCAGCGUUUCCGUUUCUCAUGAAUUACAACCUACCAUCAAAAUACUUUCUCGUGCCAAUUCCGCUGUCGCCGAUGCCUACCUCACCCCCGUCACCCGCAGAUAUAUCGAAUCCUUCGCUUCAGGUUUCCAAGGCGGUCUCGAAGGUCUAGGCGAGAAACUUCUGUUCAUGCAAUCUGAUGGAGGUCUCUGUCAAUGGGAUCGUUUCUCCGGUCUCCGUGCUGUUCUUUCUGGUCCUGCUGGAGGAGUGGUCGGCUACUCGAAAAUCUGCUAUGAUCCGAAAGAUGGUACACCUUUGGUUGCCGUUGAUAUGGGGGGCACUUCUACCGAUGUUUCACGAUACGCAGGAUCUCUAGAACAUGUCACUGAAACAACAACCGCUCAAGUCAUCUUGACUGCCAUUUCUUGCGAUAUCAACACUGUAGCCGCUGGUGGUGGUUCCCGACUUUUCUGGGCAAACGGAAUGUUUGUCGUGGGUCCUCAAUCCGCUGGUGCUCAUCCAGGUCCAGUAUCAUAUGGAAAAGGUGGUUAUCUGGCAGUGACAGAUGCCAAUUUGAUGCUUGGAAGACUUCUCCCUGAACAAUUUCCAAAGAUCUUCGGACCAAAUGAAGAUCAACCUCUCGAUGUCGAAGCUACCAAAGCUGCUUUCAGUCAACUUGCCAGAUCUAUCAAUGCGGAGAAAGAAGGUCAUGAAUUGUCAGAAGAGGAAAUCGCUUCUGGUUUCUUGGAAGUUGCCAAUGAAGCCAUGUGUCGUCCCAUCCGAACUCUGACAGAAGCUCGUGGAUUCGAUACUGCCAAUCAUAAUCUGGUCAUUUUCGGUGGUGCAGGUGGACAACACGGUUGUGCAAUCGCUUCAGCACUCAACAUUAGACGUAUAAUCGUACCCAAAUUCUCAUCGAUCCUUUCCGCUUACGGAAUGUCUUUGGCGGAUAUCGUAGAAGAGAUACAAGAACCUUCGGCACUUACUACCCAUCCUGAUAAUCUUGACGCUUUGUACGGUCGUGGUUUGGUACUUAAAAAACAAGCCAUCGCUCGAUUGGUCGCUCAAGGUUUCACGGAAAAUCGUAUCAAACUUGAAAUCUUUUACAAUUGUCGAUACAAAGGUGCUUCCACUGCCCUCAUGGUUCCAAUGCCUACGGAUGGAGAUCUGGAGAAAGCUUUCAUCGAACAACACAAGACGUUAUUCGGAUUCACUCUUGCGGAUCGAAUUGUUUUCGUAGACGACGUACGUGUUAGAGCUACGGGAAUGACGGAAUCUCGUGUUCCUCCAAGUUUAUACGACGAACUUAAUUCUGUCUCUCGAAAGGAGAUCACUUCCAACGAAACGAAACCGGUUUAUUACGGAGGUCACGGUUGGUUAUCUACCAGUAUCGUUGCUCUUAAAUCCAUGUCAUCAGGUCAAACCAUCACUGGACCUGCAUUACUAUACGAUGAGACUCAGACAAUAUUGGUUGAACCUUCUUUCCAAGCUAUUGCUCUUACCGACCAUGUAGUCAUCGAUUCUGUCGGAUUGAAAAAGGCAGAGGGUAUUUCUCUUGAUCAUUGGGAUCCUGUACAAUUAUCUGUUUUCGGUCAUCGAUUCAUGUCUAUCGCCGAACAAAUGGGUUCGAUCUUACGACAAACUUCUAUUUCCAUCAACAUCAAAGAACGUCUCGAUUUCUCUUGCGCUUUGUUUGAUCCAGUUGGGAAUCUCGUCGCCAACGCUCCAGAUAUGCCUGCUCAUCUAGGGGCCAUGUCUUCAGCUGUUAAAUAUCAAGCGGCAUUAUGGAAGGGUAAAGUGGUAGAUGGAGACGUUUUCGUUUCUAAUCAUCCUGCCGCUGGUGGAUCUCAUUUACCAGAUAUCACAGUCAUAACACCCGCUUUUCAUAAUGGAGAAAUUGUUUUCUGGUCAGCUUCGAGAGCUCAUCAUGCGGAUAUUGGUGGAAUUCGAGCUGGUUCUAUGCCUCCUUUCUCCACUGAAAUCUGGCAAGAAGGAGCUUCUGUUAAAUCAUUCAAACUCAUCAAACAAGGAGUUUUUGAUGAAGAAGGUAUAACCAAAAUCCUUUAUCACGAUCCUGCUCAAUAUCCUGGCUGUUCAGGUACUCGAACUCUGAGUGAUAACAUCUCCGAUCUCAAAGCUCAAGUAUCAGCAAAUUACAGAGGUAUCACUCUUAUCAAAGCUUUGUGUGAUCAAUAUGGUAUUCCAGUUGUACAACAUUACAUGCUAGGUAUUCAAACUGCGGCGGAAACAGCAGUGAGGAAUUUGUUAAGGAGAGUUGGAGAGAAGUUCGGUUAUGAACCUCUUGAAGCUGAAGAUUAUCUCGAUGAUGGUUCUACGAUAAGAUUGAAAAUCACAAUUGAUAGAGAAUCCGGUGAUGCGACUUUCGAUUUCACAGGAACGACAAAACAAGUUUAUGGAAAUUAUAACGCUCCUACUGCUAUCUUAUAUUCCGCCAUUCUUUACACUUUGAGAUGUUUGAUCAAUGUCGAUAUGCCUCUCAAUCACGGUUGUUUAAUCCCUCUCAAGAUCAUCGUUCCUGAAGGUUGUCUCUUAGCUCCUUCUGAGGAUGCCGCGACCGUGGCUGGGAAUGUUGAAACUUCUCAACGAAUGACAGACACCAUCUUUAAAGCUUUCCGAGCAUGUGCAGCAUCCCAAGGUACUUGUAACAAUUUUACUUUCGGUUACGGUGAAACUCUUCCUGACGGCACUUUCCGCGGUUUCGGUUUUUACGAAACAAUCGCUGGUGGUUCUGGUGGAGGAGCAACAUGGGAAGGUCAAUCUGCCACUCAUGUUCAUAUGUCUAACACUUCCAUAGGGGACGUGGAACUUUGUGAACGUUUGUAUCCCAUGAUGAUCUCCGAAUAUUCUAUUAGAAAAGGAAGUGGUGGUAAAGGUCGUAAACCCGGUGGAGAUGGUUGUGUCCGAUCGUAUCAAUUCACGAAGAAAGUCGAUGUAGCUAUUUUGAGUGACAGAAGGACUAUUGCUCCUUAUGGUAUGUUGGGUGGUGAACCUGGUAAGAGGGGUGAGAACCUUUGGGUUAGAUGUAGGGAGGAUAAAACGGCUAUCAUCAAUUUGGGUGGGAAAAAUCAGAUGACUGUUUUACCUGGGGAUACGGUUAUCAUCAACACGCCUGGUGGAGGUGGGUUCGGCGUCCCAGGGUCAGAAGACGAUGGAACAGCUCUACACUACAUCACAGAGAAGAACUCUAAACCUCAGCGUCAUGGACAAGGUACCGUUUCUCAGUUCCGCGAGACGCAAAUGACCGUCUGAGCGAGAAGAUGAAAGGUGAGGGUGGACCACGUAUAGACAGUGUAUAGACCUGAUGUAUCUUUGCUCGGAUACUACAG